AUGGUGACCGGCUCGUCGGGCAGCCCCUCGCUCCUUGCCGAGGCCUGCGCCGCUAGCGCACCGGCGGGGGGCGCCCAACCCCCGUCGGCGCUCGCGGGACGCUCCCCUCCCCUCCCCGUCAGCGUCCGCGAGGCGCGGCGGGCGGCAUCGGCGGUCGGCUUGUUCGGCCUGCCACAACGGAGAACUGCUUGCCAAGUCGGCUGGGAGGAUCCCCAGAUCAUCGAUUGGGCUGUAACUCCAGUGUGUCCACGAAAAUGCAGCUGUGACCUAGCUCACUCAAGUGUGCACUGCUUCAGAGUAGGAGAAGUGCCUAAAGAGAUUGCUUCUUCUAUCCACAGAAUCCACAUCACUCACAGCAAGAUCAAAAAACUCCAGAUUGCUGAUGUUCACAGAAUGUCUGUCCUUGAAGAAUUUAUCUUGACUUGCAGUGGGACAGAAUCGGUAGAGACCAACACUUUCAAAACUUUGGAUGCUCUGAGAACCCUGGAACUCUGGAAAAAUAAACUAAGGCGCAUACCCACCUCACUCCCAGGAAACCUUGAAGUACUGAAACUUGGGAACAAUUUGAUAAGUGUUCUUCAUGAAUCUGAUUUUGAGGGCUUAAGGAAAUUAAGGGUACUUGAUAUCCAAAGCAAUCUGGUCAUAACUCUUUCAUUUAGUACUUUUUCUGUCCUUAGCAGUUUACAGAGUUUGACAUUAGAUGGAAAUAAUAUGGAAUCUGUGUCCAGACCAUUUCAUCUUCCCAAUCUAAAGUAUCUUAGCAUGGAGAAUAAUAAGCUGCAAUCUUUUUCAGGAAGUUUUUUCACAUUUUUUCACAAUUUGCUAUUUCUCAAUUUAAAUGGCAAUUUAUUGACAAACAUUCCCGAUCUGCCUAAUUCUUUAUUGUCAUUGAAGUUAAACAGAAACCAACUAAAAAUGCUAAAAUUUGAAGACAUGAAACAACUGGCAAACUUGUCAGAACUUUGCUUGUCUGAAAAUCAGCUUUCAUCAGUGGAUGGCAUGCAGUUUCUUUCCAGCUUAACUAGGUUGGAAUUGUCUGGGAACAAACUCCAAAUAAUUCCAAUUGGAUUACCUGCCACACUACAGAAAAUUGAUUGCAGUAAUAACUUAAUUGAGAUAAUUAAAGUACAAGAAUUUCAGGAUCUACAGGGCCUCAAGCAUUUGUUCCUUGAUAACAAUAUGGUUACCACAUUUGAAGAUGGGGCACUUGAGAAAUGCACACUUCUGUCCAAUCUAGCACUGGAAAAAAAUCAACUUACUUCUAUUCCAUUAAGACUCCCGCAUACACUAGCUAGACUGGAUCUGAAAGGAAACAGCAUACGAAGAAUUGAAGAACAAGAACUGACAAACUUAAUGCACCUGCAGGUUUUAAAUCUACGGAACAACAAGAUAUCCACCCUAAAUUACAGCCUCUUGAAAUAUUUGCCUCGUCUCAGGUACCUCUAUCUGGAUGGCAACCCAUGGAAUUGCACCUGUGAUCUCCUCAGAACCAGAAGGGUGCUUAUGGCCAAAGGAACAGAUGUCAAAGGAGGACAGUGCAGCUCACCAGCAGAAAGCCAGGGUGAGAGCUGGAUGUCUUCCAAAAGGAUCCUACAUUUGUGUGUACAUAACAGUGCAUAUUCAGUUGAAGAGGGGAAGGAAAUUGGAAAGAAGACCAAUGCUGAUGAUCUCUCUAAUCCCAGAGUAAACAUGGAUGAUUAUUAUGAUUAUGAAAUAGAUUAAGCACAUGCUUCCAAUAAACUUCUAUGGGUACCUUUCCUAGAAUUUGGGUUAAUUCAGCCCUCUCUAAGGCAGCACAGUCAUUUUUCUUUCAGAGCACAAUCCUAAUUAUGUUUAGAUGGAAAAAAAUUAUAAAUUUUACAACUUGUGCCCUUGGUCGACAAAAUUCAAUGCAUGUCACUUUUGAACCUAGCGAAACCAUUAGGCUUUGCAAAGCACAUCUAAAACUGAUCUUGUAAUACUAGAUUUAGAGGACUGGGCUGUAAAAAUCUCCCUUUUUCACUGCUUAGGAUGGGAUGCAUCUAAUCCUAUAUUCAUUCCCACAUUUCUAGACAAGUCACAUGUAUUUUCUUACUGAUAGCAAUGAACUGUAUACAAACAAGAUACAGAAUUAGUAGCCGAAAGGGUGGGUAGGUAGGUAAAAUGGUAUUAUUUUUGAAAUGAGAUGGCAUUUUGUUAGAAGGCAGUUUGCUAUGAAUAUGAGAUAUGGGGAAAACACGAUGCAAAUAUAUAGAAAUUAGUGCAUAAAUAUUUUUUCCUCAAGUUUGUGUGUUGUCAUUUUUUCAGUGCCCAUUCCCUGCUGGUGAAAGUAACAAUGCUCUAUAGAACCUUUAUAGGCUGCAAUGAAUAAAUUGACAAACCACUCCAUUGGUGGGUACACUGUGUGAAUAGUUAAUUAACUAUAAACUCACGGGUGUUCCAGGAGGAUAACAAUAAAAUCGAAAUCCAAAAUAAAAUGUACAUAUAGUAUUAAAGAAUUAAAUUUCACGAUAGAACACUAAAAGGACAAUCCUACGCCUGUGGCUGAGGCGUACUAGGAGUUAUAGGUGUUUGUUCAGUCUAAACAUGCAUAGGAUUGCACCCUUUUGAAAGCACCUAAUUGAAAGCAAUUUGUGCGACCUUAAAAAAGUAAGAGGCGAAGCCAGAGCGCCUGCGACAGCUUCUCGCAC
Messenger RNA from Varanus komodoensis (Komodo dragon), 2669 nucleotides. Its product is annotated as nephrocan-like. NCBI's taxonomy places the organism in Eukaryota, Metazoa, Chordata, Lepidosauria, Squamata, Varanidae. Gene Ontology annotation, molecular function: protein binding. The record is from RefSeq and is a predicted model, not a curated record. Bases 1 to 1722 code for a protein of 573 amino acids. The transcript has 5 exons.